GCCGGCUCCAGGCUGGGCUCGGACCGGGAAAGUACGUGUUGGAGGAGAGAGGAGCCGCGGGUGGAGCGGGGACACGCCGCCCUGCCACGCGUCCGUGGGGGUCAGGAACGCAGCAUCUUUUCAGCAGUGCUGCUUUGCAAACGAGGAGCCAGCCCCCGGCAGGGGUAGGGUCUCAGCACCGGCUUUGUUUGCUCGGCGGUGGGAAAGGAAGCCCCCGGCACCCCCCCGGCUCACCUGCCAGCCUCUCCACUAACAGAGGACGAGAGGGAGAAGGUGGAUAAGGGGAGGCGGCUUCUCUGAGCUGAGCUCCGAGGGACAACAGCAGCAGGAUUUCAUUAGUCUGCCUCUUAAGGCAGUGAAGUCUCCAUCCCCUCCCACACCCUCCCCAGUCCGACCCCGUCUGGUGCAGGGCUGGUGGGACCUCAGCCUUCAUCUGGAGCUUCCCCAAAAGCCCCAUGAAUCCUUACAUCAACUGCUCCGGCCCAGAGUUCCCCCUGCCCCAGCAAGACUUUCUUGUGGAGCCCAUCAGCCCUGACCUCUGCAACAGAACUCACCCAGAGACCUUCUUCGACCCCAAGGAUGCCAACCUGACAGAGGAGCAGCUGCGGGAUAAGUACCUGGGACCUCGACGGUCCAACUUCUUUGUCCCUGUCUGUGUCAUCUACCUGCUGAUCUUCGUGGUGGGGGCUGUGGGCAACACGCUCACCUGCAUCGUCAUCCUCCGGCACCGGUUCAUGAGGACGCCCACCAACUACUACCUGUUCAGCCUGGCUGUGUCCGACCUGCUGGUGCUGCUGCUGGGGAUGCCGCUGGAGCUGUACGACAUGUGGAGCAACUACCCCUUCCUGCUGGGCGCCAGCGGCUGCUAUUUCAAAACACUGCUCUUCGAGGCCGUCUGCUUUGCCUCCAUCCUCAAUGUCACAGCCCUGAGCGUGGAACGCUACAUCGCCGUGGUGCACCCGCUCAAGGCCAAGUACGUGGUGACCAGGAACCAUGCCAAGAGGGUCAUCGUCACCAUCUGGUUCUUGUCGGUUGUCUGCUCCAUCCCCAACACCAGCCUCCAUGGGCUGCAGCCUCUCUAUGUGCCCGGCCGAGGGUGGGUGCCUGAUUCAGAGAUCUGCACCCUGGUGAAGCCACGCUUGACCUACAACCUCAUCAUCCAGAUCACCACUGUCAUCUUCUUCUUCCUGCCCAUGGGGACCAUCAGCAUCCUCUACCUGCUCAUCGGCCUGCAGCUCAAGAAAGAAAAGAUGCUGGAGGCCUUGGGAGCCAAGUCCAGCAGCGACCGUGACUGCCACAACCCCCGGGGGCAGAAGAAAGUCAAGAGGAGGCAGGUCACAAAGAUGCUGUUUGUGCUGGUGGUGGUGUUCGGGAUCUGCUGGGCCCCAUUCCACACUGACCGCCUCGUCUGGAGCUUCAUCUCCACCUGGACCAGCCACAUGCUCCACAUGUUCCAGUACGUCCACAUCAUCUCAGGCAUCUUCUUCUACCUGAGCUCAGCUGCCAACCCCAUCCUCUACAACCUGAUGUCCACCCGCUUCCGGGAGAUGUUCAAGGAGGUGAUGUGCCACCCUGGCCACAGCCCGCCAUGGUCACGGAAAUACUCGCCCAGCGUCACCCACGCCACCACCCGCAGCACCGAGUGCGAGCCCAUGCCCAGUGCCAAUGGGCUGCCCUUCUCCGAUGCCGAGGAGUAUGAGCUGGAGGAGGUGGAGGGGGGCCAGGCCACCACCCACGCAACAUCCCUCUGCUGAAGAGUGGGAGGAUGCAGGGGGACUGGGACCAGCUUUCCUCACCACCAGCAUCCAGCUGACCGUGGCACCCAUCCCGUGAUGGGGAGUGGGGCAGGAGCGAUGGAGGGGUCCCCACCUGUCUGUGCUGUCCCGCUGGGAUGCAAAGGCUGGUUUUCUCAGCAGUGCUGCUCCAGGGACACGGUGGUGGUGGCCAUGCUGUCCCCUGGAUGCAUUGCACCCGCUGUGUUCAGCAUCAGGACUGGCCAAGGCUAGGGCAUCCCUCAUGGUGCGAGGAUGGCUGGCUUCUAUGUCAGGGAUGUGCCAGCAAUCCCCCAAAACAUCCCAUCCCUCCCGGCCCAGUAGGGUGAACCCAUGGGUGUGGGUGUUGAGCGUGUGAGGCACCCCAGGCUGUUUUGGGACUCCGUGCUGGAUGGGUGCCCUGAGAGGUGCUUGCACGCAGGCUGAGACCCACGGGGGUGGGAGAGGUU
This is a messenger RNA of Harpia harpyja (harpy eagle), 2221 nucleotides long. It is a transcript of the gene NMUR1, whose product is annotated as neuromedin U receptor 1. The transcript is spliced from 4 exons. Gene Ontology annotation, biological process: G protein-coupled receptor signaling pathway. Gene Ontology annotation, molecular function: neuromedin U receptor activity. Lineage: Eukaryota; Metazoa; Chordata; Aves; Accipitriformes; Accipitridae. The record is from RefSeq and is a predicted model, not a curated record. Gene Ontology annotation, cellular component: plasma membrane. Bases 456 to 1754 code for a protein of 432 amino acids.